This is a messenger RNA of Diachasmimorpha longicaudata, 1257 nucleotides long. It is a transcript of the gene PMP34, whose product is annotated as peroxisomal membrane protein PMP34. NCBI's taxonomy places the organism in Eukaryota, Metazoa, Arthropoda, Insecta, Hymenoptera, Braconidae. Gene Ontology annotation, molecular function: ATP transmembrane transporter activity; ADP transmembrane transporter activity; NAD transmembrane transporter activity. Gene Ontology annotation, biological process: transport. The transcript has 9 exons. Gene Ontology annotation, cellular component: peroxisomal membrane. The coding region runs from base 208 to 1125 and encodes 305 amino acids. The record is from RefSeq and is a predicted model, not a curated record.
UGUGGGUUUGUCGGAUGGUCAAUAACUCGUGGACAAGGCUUCUAGUACAGCGCUAGCUGUCGCGCAGGCGUCACUUCUAACUAUAGCGUGAGAAUAUUUCAUUUUUCGUUGAUAAUGUCAUGACAUGAUUGUGACUGUGGCCACAGUUUUGCUGAAUGGAUAAACGACCGGAAUAACUGACGCAUAAGACUCACGUUAAACGUCAAAAUGACGGGUGGAAAGACUGACGGAAGUAUAUUCACCUAUGAAGCACUCGUGUACGCGAUAUCAGGGGCUGCAGGCAGCGUCGUGGCAAUGGCAACCUUCUUUCCGCUCGACACAGUUCGCAGUCGAUUACAAUUGGAAGAAGAACGUAAAGCCAAGAAUACAUUAGCCACAAUUCGAGAUCUUGUGUCAAAAGAAGGACCAUGUACAUUAUACAGAGGCAUGGUGCCAGUUCUCCAGAGUCUGUGUGCCAGUAAUUUCGUUUAUUUCUAUGCAUUCCAUGGUUUAAAACGCCUGAGAAACUCGAAGAAUCAAACAGCAGGAAAUGACUUACUCCUGGCAUCUAUAGCAGGUGUUACCAAUGUUUUAGCCACAACGCCAUUGUGGGUGGUGAAUACUCGACUGAAGACACGAGGAAUAGGUGGUGUUCACGAACCAAAUAACAAUGACUACGUCACUCUCUUGGAGGGCAUUGUACACAUCUGGAAAUACGAAGGCAUCAGGAAACUCUGGGCUGGCACAUUACCAAGUCUCGUACUUGUGUCAAAUCCAGCGAUUCAAUUUAUGAUUUACGAGAGUAUUAAAAGGAGAGUUAAUACGUCACUAAGUACACCUGCAUGGAUUUUCUUUACUAUUGGGGCAAUAUCCAAGGCUAUCGCCACAACGCUAACGUAUCCUUUGCAACUGGUACAAACGAAACUUCGGCAUGGCCAUAAUUACAAGAAUCUUCCAUCAGAUGCGGGAGCAAUACAAAUGCUUCUUUACAUUUUGAAGACACAAGGAUUGACAGGGCUGUACAAAGGAAUGGAAGCCAAAUUACUGCAGACUGUAUUAACAGCAGCUCUGAUGUUCCUGGCUUACGAGAAAAUAUCAAAAUUUGUUUUCCGUAUUCUUCUCCGGAAUAGACCAAUUCUUAGAUAAUUAAAAUUAAUUUAAGUUGUGAAGAAUGACCCGAGCGACUUCACAAGGGGUAUGGUUUUCGUUGUGACUUUCUAUUUGUUUUUGUACAACAACCACAUUAUUGGUUAAUAAACUAUAAAAAUGAGAUAAAAA